This is a messenger RNA of Quercus robur (English oak), 2293 nucleotides long. Its product is annotated as NAC domain-containing protein 82-like. Gene Ontology annotation, biological process: regulation of DNA-templated transcription. Gene Ontology annotation, molecular function: DNA binding. Lineage: Eukaryota; Viridiplantae; Streptophyta; Magnoliopsida; Fagales; Fagaceae. The record is from RefSeq and is a predicted model, not a curated record. The transcript has 7 exons. Bases 474 to 2126 code for a protein of 550 amino acids.
UAGUUUACUACUAACUAUAAAACAAGUACAAAAGCUUAGUACAUUACGUUAAACAAACCAGUUUAACAGAAUCCCCAAUUGCGCUCUUCGUAAAGUAAAACCAAAACCCUUCUCUCUGGCGCUCUCUCCCUCCCUCUCUCUCUCUCUUCCUCGCUUCAAGUUCAGGUAAUUAUUCCACACCAAAUGUCUAUUUCUAUUCUCAACAAGAAACACUUUUCAAUCAUUCGGUGUGAUUCUAGCUUCAUAAACCGGAGGAGGCUCUGGCGUUCAUUGAAGGUCCUGUUCGGCACUUGAUUUUUUUUACUCAAGUGUCAUUCUCAUUGCAUCACAUUGUAGGGUAGUGUUCAUUUCUUGUUCCUGUGAAAACAUUGCGUUAUUGGGGAAAGGGUUUUGGGUUUUGUUGAUUAAGAGCAGAUUACACGUUAUUAUUCUUCACUGCUUGUGAGGAAAUUGUAUACUAGAUUUUCAAAGUUAUGGAACCGAGGGAGUACGUUUUGGAUUGCUUGUCGGGGAAAAAGCCGUUUCCCAUUCCUGGGGUUGGUUUUCAUCCCACAGACGUUCAGCUUGUUGUGUACUAUCUAUUGUGGAAAGCUACCAAGAAAAAAUUCCCCAUUGAACUCAUUGCAGAGGUUGAUGUAUACAAGUUUGCUCCUUGGAAACUUGCAGAUGAGUCUAUUGUGAAAGGGGAUCUGAAAUGGUACUUCUUUUGUCCAAUUGAGAAGAAAUAUUUAAGUGGGGUUAGAAUGAAUCGUGCCACUGAUGUUGGGCACUGGAAAAUCACUGGAAAAGAUAGACAUGUUCUACACAACAAUGCAUUGGUGGGCUCAAUAAAAACUUUGAUUUUUCACAAGGGUUUUGCACCAGGGGAACGGACGGAUUGGGUUAUGCAUGAGUACAGACUUGAUGAUAACUAUGGGGCUGAGAGAGGAGUUGCUCAGAGUGAACAUGUGCUUUGUAAGAUUUUCCAAAAGGAAGGCCUAGGCCCAAGAAAUAAUGCCCAAUAUGGAGCACCAUUUAAGGAGGAUGACUGGAUUGAUGAUGAAGAAGUUAACCGUUCUGCUGGUUUUUCUAUCCCUGCCUCUGUGCUGCAUAAUAACCAUAGCAAUUCACUUGCUGCUGGCACCUCGCAAUUGAACAGCACGGCAUCUGAAUCAUGUUUGUCUGAAAUUGUGCCAUCCCAGCGUGUGGUGCUUCCAUCAGUUCAAAGCAAUAAUGUUGAUUCAGAGGAGUUGCCUCAGGUUCUGGGUGAUGAUUUUUUGUUUUCAACAUCAUUGGUUUCAAAUGAAGAUAAGAAAAAUAAGAAGCCCAUUCAUGAUAGAACUGCUGAAGUUGCACUCCCUGUUGAUCCUAAUUACAAAGACUUGGGAUAUCUGGCUGGACCAAGUGAGGAUGUACACACUGGUUCUCGGUACAAUGGUCUUAAUAUAAGGGAUCUCGAUAAGCCACUGAAUAUCCCUCCUGAAGCAGGUGAACCCCAGCAUGUUCCAUUCAAUGGCCUCAAUGCUGGACACAAUGAUUAUAUUGAUUCAGAGCAGUUUCCAACAUUAAAAAAUACCAUUCAAGAUGGAACUGUUGAUGCCGAACUUCCUGUUGAUCCUAAUUUCAAACGCUUGCAAGAUCUGGGCUACAAAGCUGGACCAAGUGAGGUUGGAAAUGCUUUCCACUCUGGUUCUCAGUACAAUGGUCUUAACAUGAGGGAUCUUGAUAAGCCACUGAAUCCAGAAGCAGGUGAAUCUCAGCACUUUCUGGGCAAUUCUUUUGGUGCUCCUGAGGUCUUAUAUGUGCCACACCAGUCUGAUCCGGGGCCAGAUUUACCUUGUAAAAUUGAGAAUGCCAGUCACAAUGGAACUACUGAAUCAUCAUUUCCUUCAGAUGACCUUGAUCUUUUUGAAGACUUGAAAAAUCUGGGCAUUUUUGACAUGGAUGAUCUCUUGAAGCGAUUGUGCUGCCCCCCUGAAACUGGUGAGUCUCAACACAUUGAAACCAAUGACUCAGAGCAAUUUCCAGUCAAUUCCUGUCAUGCUGCUCAGCAGUUACCUGUGUCAGAUCUCUCUCAAAAGGACUCUUCAAACAAAAAAGAGAGAAAAAGAAAAAGGAAAAGGAAAGAAAAUAAUGAUGAAAGAUAAUGAAAAACUUUUCUUCUUUCCCAUUGUUUAUAUGUAAUAAAUUGAUGACCUACUUUCAUCGUGUUUGAGUUUGUGAUUGAAAUAACCUGAAGUGUUCUGUUUCUAAUAAUUUCCAGUUUACACAGCUAAGCUCCUAUUGCAUUAGCAUGUGAAUGAUUUUACUUUUA